Pieris macdunnoughi is the source of this 837-nucleotide messenger RNA. The record is from the annotation of a GenBank genome assembly. NCBI's taxonomy places the organism in Eukaryota, Metazoa, Arthropoda, Insecta, Lepidoptera, Pieridae.
AUGUUUUUUAUUUGGUUGAUGUUGGCUCUGGCCAUUUACAAUACAACAGCGGAAAUACCCAAAGAUCUAGAAGUUUUAAUUGAUUUGAGCGACCAGGUAUCAAACCUGAGAAACAGUGGUCCAAGAAUGCUGGUACCGGAUAACCUCGGGAAACGGAGUAAAGGAAGAAUGAGUACAAUUGCUUUAUUACUAAAUCUUAUCAACUGCUUCAGCAUCGAUGGUUUAACAGCUAAAGAUAUCAAAAACAAUAUAAAUCUAAUACAGACUAAUGUUGUGAAAGCCCCACAAGAAACUUUAAGAAAUGAUCCAAGUAACAAAACAAUUAAGGAAAUAUAUCUUAAUGUAAGAGAUGCAUCAAAGGUCCCAUUGGCUGAAAGCCAUAGAAAUAGACCAAAUGAUGUUUUAAAGGUGAUACUAGAAAGAAAUAGAAAUAGUUAUAGUAAAUAUAAAGAACUUAAAUCUCAUCCAGACUUUUCGCAUACAGCAGAAGCUCUAAAAGAUAUCAAUUAUGGAUCAGAAACAGAUUCACGGUUCAACAAACGUGAUAUUUUGGAUAUUGUGACACUACCAAUACUUAAAGAAGUAGAAAAACGAAAGCUUAAAAUAUAUCCACUUAAUACAAAAAAUGUGGAUAAUAAAGAAAGCCUGAAAGAUAUCAAUCUUCAAGGUUCAAGAAAGAAUUUUGAUUUGAUAGAUUUUAUAAAGUCUCGGAAUGUACGAAAUAAAGCUCAUACAAAAAAUCUAACGGAAAUACCAGAGAAAAUAUUCAGGAAUAAACUGGGUGGGUUUAAUAAUUUUGCAUCGAUACUGUUGUCUGGCAAUGAUUUUGAUUUUUAA